Messenger RNA from Eruca vesicaria subsp. sativa (arugula), 297 nucleotides. The record is from the annotation of a GenBank genome assembly. Lineage: Eukaryota; Viridiplantae; Streptophyta; Magnoliopsida; Brassicales; Brassicaceae.
AUGGCUGCUAAGUCUUAUCCUGCCCGGUGUGUGUCUUAUUACAAGGAAGACCACAAGUGUUUCACUUUCGAACAUUUUGUCUCCAAUAACCAGGUUCUUGCUGUUCAUACAUACGAAGCUGGAGCAAGUUUUCUUUGGACAUCUGCAUUUCAGAAACCAAGCUUUCUCUUUGAGCAUAUAGCUGAGUUCUCUGAAGUGUACAUGAAAAGCUUUGCAGAGGAGGCGUUGGAGGAAUCAGCGCCACGUGUCGCUUUCACGGUGGUUCCACGACUUCAAUACAGUGUGAGGUCUAUCUGA